Messenger RNA from Durio zibethinus, 3261 nucleotides. The record is from RefSeq and is a predicted model, not a curated record. NCBI's taxonomy places the organism in Eukaryota, Viridiplantae, Streptophyta, Magnoliopsida, Malvales, Malvaceae.
UCACCUUAAGGAACGACUCUUCUUCUUCUUCACCUUAAAUUAAAAGGCCUGGACGAACCUCGGACAUCAUUGGGGACUCGCCCAAUGCCACCGCCACCGCCACCCGCAGCGCCGGCUGCUCCACCGCCGCAGCAAAAGGAGUAAAAACGAAGAAAUGGCGCAAUCUUUUAAACUCAAAAUUAACACUCUCCUAAACAAGCUUGGAGACAGAGACACCUACUCUCUUGCCGCUGCGGAGCUCGACUCCGUUUCUAGAAACCUCGAUGCCACGUCACUUCCGACUUUUCUUUCCUGUAUUCUCUCCGUCGAUUCCUCCGAUAAAAGUGGAGUCCGGAAGCAAUGCGUGAAGCUCAUUUCUGUUUUAGCCGUUACUUAUCCAAAUUCUCUCCCUCAUUUCCUCCCUAAAAUCCUCUCUAGCCUCCUGCGUCGUCUCCGCGACCCCGACUCCGCCGUCCGCUCCGCCUGCAUCAACGCCGUCUCCGCCCUCUCCGCUAACCUCACGAAGUGCAACUUCUCGUCUUCGUUUUUGAAGCCUUUGAGCGAUGCGCUUUUUACGGAGCAAGAACCGAACACACAGAUUGGGGCGGCAUUGUGUUUGGCGGCGGCGAUCGAUGGGUCACCCGACCCUGAUCCGGUUAGGCUGGGAAGGUUGUUGACGAAGCUGGAGAAACUCGUGAAGUGCGAUGGCUGCAAGGCGAAGGCGGCAGUUUUGGUGGUGAUCGGGAGUGUGAUCGGGUCAGGUGGUGCGUCGAAUUUGGGUCAAGGGAUGAUGAAAGGAUUGGUUGGGUGUUUGAUUGGAUACUUGAGUAGCGAGAAUUGGGCAGCGAGGAAGGGGGCGGCAGAGGCGCUUGGUAGGUUAGCGGUGGUAGAGAGGGAUUCAUUGGCUGAGUUUAAAACUGGUUGCAUGAAAGUUUUUGAGGCUAGAAGAUUUGAUAAGGUAAAGGCCGCUAGGGAGGUUAUGAAUCAGAUGUUGGAGGCGUGGAAGCAGGUUCCCGAUGUUUCAGAAGAUGCGUCGCCACCGCCUCGAUCGCAGGCUUCUUCUAGAGAGGAUGCAAGUGAUGGACACUAUCCGCCUGGGUCUAAAAUUUCUUCCAAUGCGGAUGUUGCAGUUAAGAAACGUGCUUUGACUUCAAGGUCAACGCCACCCUAUAGUUCCUCUGCGACGACAGCUAGGAAGAGAAGUCCUUUAAAGGCAACCAUUCAGAAAGUGAAUGGCAAAAAGCCCCAAAACUGGAGAGUUGAGAUCGCUGCUCCUCAUGCUGCUACAGUGACAGGGGUUAGUGAGGAUAGUCUUAAGGAGAGUAGUGAGAAUGUAUUACAAAGGGGGGAUAAUGAGAAUGUGAAAUCUUCAAAGUCUGAAAUAAAGCGUUCCCUUUUCAUUAAUAAGAAUUCCGAUGACAAGACACACAAAAUUGGUGGUUCGAAGUCUCGUGUUGCUCCUUGUCACGAGGAAAUCCCAGAAUCCACUAUUGUGGUUAGUAAUGCCUCUGAGAAUCUCCAUGCAAACCACAAAAACUGCGAGGAUUUAUCUUUGAUCCGCACCCAACUGGUUCAGAUAGAAAAGCAGCAAUCUAGCCUACUAGAUCUCCUGCAGAGAUUCAUUUGUAGCUCACAGACUGGGAUGAAUUCAUUGGAGACACGUGUGCACGGUCUAGAACUUGCUUUGGAUGAGAUCUCGUAUGACUUGGCUGUAUCAACUGGAAGGAUGUCUUAUUCUGGCAGGACCACUUGUUGCCUACUACCUGCUGCAGGUUUUUUGAGCUCCGUGUUCUGGAGGAAAACAGAUGGUGGCCGAUACAAAAACUCUAGGUUUUCUAUGUCCAGUGGCACCCCGACAGUGGCUGCUACACGUUAUAGAGCUGAUAGAAAUUGCAAUGCUGAAACAUUUAAGUUGGAGAACCAUAGGUUACGACUUCAAGGUGGUGGUGGAUUUAUUAGGAAUCCAUUAGCAGAAAUUCAUAGUGAUUCAAGGCAUUUCUCUGAGAUAGCACAUCAGUGAAGCAGCAGGUUUGCUGCAUGAUUGGGACUUGGGAGUUAUGGAAAUGCAUGGUUUCACUCAAUUUCUGGUCGGUGGUGUAGAAAACCUUAAAUGAUAAGGGAGACAACAAAGAUGAUGAUCCACUUAUAUCUGGUCCGUUAUGAAGUAGCCUAUAGAAAAUGGCUUGCCGGAAUUGUUAUGCAGUUCAUUUUGAACUCAUCUCAGACAGUCUACCGUCUUGCGUCUCCUGGAGAGACCAAGAGAAGCCGCAUCAUCUUAAAAUUUCUCCAUUUAUAAUUAAUAGUUAAGUUUAACCCUUUUUUAUCCCUUAAAAAUUUUUCUAGUUAUAUUGAGGCAUAUGAAAAUGGAGAAAGAAUGGGUUACACCACCUAAUUUCUCCAGCCUGGAGUAGAGUGUGAAAGUGUGUACAAAUUUUUAUUUCGUUCUUGCUUUAUAGAUCAUUUGAAAUGGCAAUCUUUAUUAUUUUACAUCCAUGGUGAGCAUCCUUAUACAUAAAAACUAGCAAUUUAAUCAUGGUGGGGUCUAAACAUGUUAAUGCAAACGAGAAAAAUGCUUAUUGACCUAACGUACCGUCCCACAUCGCAUGAAGUUAUUGGUAUACUAUUAUUCAUACCUAGAAAAUGAAUUUCUGCAGACUUGCUUUAUAUAAAAUAAACCAGAAAUAACUUGUCAUGUUCAGUAUGAGUACAAUGUUGGGUUAUAUGACAUCAGAUGAAAAAGUUUUCUCUGUAAUUUCUUUUGGCCAAGAGCUGUUUUUAUUUUGUUCUUCUUGAAAGAAGGAUAUGUCAAAAGCCGUUCAAAUACUUCUUCAUUUUGGUAUGAAGUCUCAGCAAUUUGGGAGAGAAAUGUCCUAAAAAUGCUUUUAAGAAGCAUAAUGUGGGAGAAAAGAAAGAAACUGAGUUUCAAACUUCCAAUAAAAUUUCACCAAGGUUGAUUGUGGGAUACGGGAGUAGCAGUGAAAAUGUGUCAUAUCUCAAAAACAGUGCAGAAACUACAAAUGUUGCCGACAGUGGCAAAAGCAGUGAAGGGAUUUAAAGGUUUGCCGACAAUGAGGAUGGACUAUUACAUGCCCCAAUGGCAAAAUGCAAGGUGCCAAUUUUCUUGAAUCAAAUCGCUUUAAAUUCACCAUUAUUCAUUCCAGUGUCCGAUAGUACCACAACCUUUUCAAGAUGGCACGAUAUUAUCUAGUAUUACUUCUUAAAAUGAAGUUGAAAAGUUACUCCACACCUUAUACAACAAAAAAUCAAACUCCUAGAGGCCUC